AUGCAGAGAAUGUGGUUACAGAAUAAUGUACAAGAAAAGAACAAAACGAUGUAUCCUUUUUUUUUUUUUAAACAUUAUUUAAGAAAAAGGAGUACACAUAACAUUUGCAGAAAAACAGUGCACAAAUUAUUCAGGAAGAACAGAGCAACAAAAACAUUAAUUAUGCAGGUUAGAAGGCAUCCUUUGGCUUACUCGUCUCAGUGGAAUCUGAGCUUCCAUAUACAUCAAGUACAAACAAAAUAA
Staurois parvus is the source of this 243-nucleotide messenger RNA. The record is from the annotation of a GenBank genome assembly. Lineage: Eukaryota; Metazoa; Chordata; Amphibia; Anura; Ranidae.